Gymnodraco acuticeps is the source of this 1814-nucleotide messenger RNA. RefSeq names its product MYB binding protein (P160) 1a (gene mybbp1a). Gene Ontology annotation, molecular function: transcription factor binding; transcription corepressor activity; RNA binding. Gene Ontology annotation, biological process: regulation of DNA-templated transcription. Gene Ontology annotation, cellular component: nucleolus. Lineage: Eukaryota; Metazoa; Chordata; Actinopteri; Perciformes; Bathydraconidae. The record is from RefSeq and is a predicted model, not a curated record.
CCGAGUUCCACACGUGUUUCCUUCCUCUCAGCAGCAGCAUGUACUGAUAGACCACAGAGGGAAAUGUCUGUAGAGAUGGUGGAGCUCUCCGUGAAAACAGCGGAGCCGGUGCGCCCGGCCGGAGUCCUGCAGCAGAACCGGGUCUUCCUCGACUUCUUCUGGGACAUCGCCAAGCCCGAGCAGGAGGUCCGGCUGAAGGCCGUGGAAGACCUGAUCCAGUACCUGAAGAAAAGCGACCAGGCAGAUGAAUUGGACUACACAUUUAAAAGGCUGGUGGACGGACUGGCUCACACUCGAGAGGCUGCGAGGCCCGGCUUCAGCCUGGCUCUGGGACAGGUCCUGAGUGCCUUUGAAGAUGUUUCUCUGCAGACUGUUCUCGACAGAAUCAAAGAAAAGCACAAUUUGCAGACCGUGAAAAAAAAACUUUUUAGAAAUGCUAUGUUUGGGAACUUGUUUGGCGUCCUCGCCAUUCAUCAGUCCAGCCGCCUCCCUAAAGAGCCCCAGGUGGUGUUGGGGUGUGUGAAGCUGCUGCAGAGUCUCAGUCAGCGCAAACAGCACCUGAAGGAACUGCCGACUAAAACCAUGAUGGACAUCCUGAACGAGAUCCCAGAGGAUGUGUUUGAGGAGGUGCUGCUGAGCGCGCUGCAGACGGAGCUGGAGGCGGCGUUCAGCACCCCGGAGCAGCUGCAGCUGCUGCUGGUGGCUCUGAGGCGUUUCCCCCAGACCCUCAAACCCAAGAAACUGAAGAAGCUGCUGGGCUGCUCCACCAUCAUCAACGCUGACAACAUCCCCAAGUUGCUGGACGUGUUAAAGAUGGCGGCGCGCUCGGUGAAGAAGGAGUGCGUCCUCCCCUCCGUGGUGCUGGACCUCCUGAAGCUCUCUCUGAAGGAGGACAGCUUCCAGCUCUUCUGGGACAACGCCAUAAUCAACGGCAUGUUGAAGGAGGCGGCAGGCCCCGCGCACUACCUGAGCUUCCGGCUGCUGGGCAGUGCGCUGCCUCUCCUGUCUGCAGAGCAGCUGCAGGAGGUGUUAUCUGGAGAGGUGAUGGUGCAGUACGGAGAGCACGUGGUGGCGGCUCAGAAGCCGGACCGCUUCAAGCUGGCUCCGGAGAUGGAUGUGUUCGUGUCGGACUUCCUGCAGGAGUGUCAGGACGCAGACAAACAGCUGAUCGUGAUGGUGCGCUUCUCCUCGUUGACCAACAAGGGCUACCCGGUGGUGCCGUCGGUGUGGAGGGUGGUGCAGCACCUGCAGCCGGCCGCCGUGGAGCAGUACGUCGCCUGGCUGAAGAAAACCUUCCUGCAGCCGCAGAUCGACAAACUGCUGGACUUCAGCACGCGCAAGCAGAAGGACAACCCGGCAGCCAAGGAACAGAAGGAUGACUCCGUCUUCCGCCUGAGGAAGUGGAUUAUCUCUCGGCUCUGUGCGAUCAUCGAUAACCACCUGGUGAAGAAGUCUGAGGAUCUGAUCAUGGAUGUGGCCAGGUUUGUCUUCUUCCACGCGUUCUUCGGCACCAAGAAGGCCUCGGCCGACAUCCCGGAGACGAAGGGGAAGAUGUCCGUCCCGCUGGACGAUAAAAUCAGAGCCGUGCUCGUCAACUCUUUCUUUGGCCUCCUCCUCUCCAUGCACCACCUCCCUCUGGCGGAGGACUCUCCUGAAGGUGUAGCAGUGAGUCAGAAGCGUGCGCUCGGCGUCACGGCCGACGGCACCAUGUGGAUCUACCACCUGGUGCAGUACGCCCAGAGCCUGCUGAGUCAGCCCAAACACGCCCAGAGCAGCCAGCCCUUCAGCCCCGAGCAGAGCCAGGCCUGGGACAG